AUGGUGCAACCCUCGGCGACGUUCAGCCUACUCGUCAUCUUCAGCCUCAUCGCAUCAAUCACAGCGGAGUGCACAGGCCACACACCAGCAUUCCCAUCUCCAGACUACGGGCAGAAGAGCUUUGAAUUACUAGAAGCAUUCAACGGCAUUUCGAACGCAUUGACCGUCUUGACUGCUGAUCAAGACUACAAUGCAUCGUCCUACUCAAUCGAGAUAACAUCGGCAGACUCAACACUGUGGACGACGUACCACACAGCAGAGGCAAAGAACGACUCACGGCCCGGGGCCGCUGAAGUCAACGGGCAAAGCACAUACCGCAUCGCUAGUAUCACCAAGAGCUUUACCGUGCUAGGGCUCCUCUACCAGGAUGCCGCUGGCAACCUCAGCCUCGAAGACACCAUCGGCACAUAUGUGUCCGAACUCGUCAGGGGCCACCAGCAAGGGUCCAUCCCCUGGAAGGACAUUACUCUGCGAACACUCGCAAGUCAGCUGAGUGGCAUCCCUCGGGACUUCGCACAAGGGGACAUGUUCAACGAUUUCCAAGACCCCAUCCAGUACGGCUUCCCGCCCGUCUCAUACACAGAUCUCCCGCUAUGCGACUCAUUCACGAAUUACACGCACCCAUGCACAGGCAAAGACCUCAUCAACUGGCUCCGCUCCGCGACCGGCACACCGGUAUUCGCACCGAACCAAAGAUCCACAUACUCCAAUAUCGCCUUCGAACUCCUCGGCCUCGUCCUCGCGAAUGUCACGGGACUCAGCUACGAAGAAUACAUCCAAACAGCAAUCCUAGAGCCCCUGAACAUGAUAGGAACCUCAUUCCUGAAACCAGCAGACAGCGUAGCUGUCCUGCCCAAAGGUGAGCAAUGGUACUGGGAUGUUGACGAAGGAGUCCAAAACCCAACGGGGGGUCUUUUCGCCACAUCAAGCGACAUGUCGAGUUUCCUACGCUAUAUCCUCACACACUUCAACGGCAUAACGCCAGCACUGAACUGGUUCCAGCCCGCCUCGUUUGCGGAAGGCGUGCACUCCUUCUACGGAGCGCCGUGGGAGAUUUUCCGGACCGACAAAAUCCUAACUCAACCAUCCUCUCGCCGCCCAGUGACCUUCAUCACGAAAGGCGGCGGCCUACCAGGCUACUCGACCAACAUCCUCCUGGUGCCCGAAUACUCGCUUGGCAUCACAAUCCUCACAGCAGGAAACCCCCGACUCCUCUCAAAAGUCCGCGAGAUCGUGACCACCAAGCUCAUCAACGCUGCAGACAAAUUCGCGGAGCGACAGGCCUGUGCCCGCUAUGCCGGGACCUACUCCGCGCCGCACAUCAACAGCACGCUCGAGAUCACCCUCUCGCCGUACCGGGGCCUCUAUGUCUCCCACUUCCUGUCCAACGGCACGGACACGCUGUCGCUGUUCCUCGACCAAGUCCGCGAGCGGUACAGCGAAGAUAUCACGCUGCAGCUGAUCCCGACACUGCUGUACCGCGACGAGGAGCAGAAGCGGGGCGAGCUGUUCCGCGCCGUCUUCGACUUCCCCCCCAAACCCCAGGGCUCGUCGGGUGUGUGGGAUGACUUCUGUACUACUGAUGUCAGCCCGCUCAUGUAUGCUGGAAAAUCUGUUGGCGAAGUCGUCUUCUGGGAUACAGACUCCUCGGGGCAAAGGUAUGACAGGGUCGAGCUGUCGGCUUUCAGGGUGUCGCUUGACCGUGUACUAGAUGAGAGAGACAAGGAUGGCGGGCUGGCCGAACCAUUGCUUGUUCAGGGGCUUUAA
This is a messenger RNA of Exophiala aquamarina CBS 119918, 1767 nucleotides long. RefSeq lists its product as uncharacterized. The coding region runs from base 1 to 1767 and encodes 588 amino acids. The transcript has a single exon. The record is from RefSeq and is a predicted model, not a curated record. Lineage: Eukaryota; Fungi; Ascomycota; Eurotiomycetes; Chaetothyriales; Herpotrichiellaceae.